AACCAAAUAGCAUAUAUUGCAGUGGAAUAAAAUGCUAAAUAUUUGUGACAUACAGGGAAAGUAUCACAGCAAGACAAGGGACCCAUUGCAGGACGAAAUGUGUCAGUGACGCAAACCAAACGCAUCCUGCGAAAGGAAGAAACAGAGACAGAGUCGUCCGAAAGUGAGACGAGUAACGAGGAAACGUCGUCCUCCUUCUCUUCCACUGGGGACAACGACGAGGAGGACGAGGGCGACUCUACUUCCGAGGAGGACACCACAGAUUCUUCCUCCGAAAGCAGCACCUCGUCAAAUUCAGACUCUGACGAAGAUGGAACGGAUGACGAUGAGUCUUCACGGGCAGAACUGGCAGCUCCACAACCAACAACCACCAAGGGAAAAUCGCCCCAAAUAACAACCACUAUCUCUGGAAAAUCAACUGGCAGAGUGUCCGGUGAUCAUCAAGCUUCCAAUAAGAAGAUAUUCAUUCGGGAUAAGAAUAACAAUAAAUUAGGAAAAAGCGUUGGCGGUGGAGAUCAGGGGAAUGAUAAAGAUGAGAAACCUCACGGUCAUGGGAAAAAGAGGAGAAAAAAGAGACCUCUUACUAUUUGUUUAACACACUGUCGGUAUGAGUUGGUCAAGUCCAUGAGCAAACGGUACGAGUUGGUGGAAGUUCCAGAAGACACUGCUUGGAACGUGUAUUGGACUGACUACAGCGUGUCCCUUGAACGUGCGGUAGAAAUGAGGAGAUUUCAAAUCGUCAACCAUUUUCCUGGAAUGAAUGAAAUUUGUCGUAAAGACCUCCUCGCUCGAAAUCUAAACAGAAUGAAACGAGUGUUUCCAGAAGAGUACAACAUUUAUCCCAUGACUUGGUGCCUCCCUGCCGAUAAUAAUGAGCUCCAAGCAUACUCAUCAUCGCGGCGUGGAAAGACGUACAUUUGCAAGCCCGACAUGGGAUGUCAAGGUCGAGGUAUAUUUCUCGUCAAGAAUAUCAAAGAUGUGAAUCCCUUGGGCAGAAUCGUUUGUCAAAUUUAUAUUCAAAAGCCAUUUUUAAUUGAUCAUCUCAAGUUUGAUUUGCGAAUCUACGUUCUCAUUACAUCAUGCGAUCCUUUACGAAUUUGGGUAUUUGAAGAGGGCCUAGCCCGUUUUGCCACUGCGAAAUAUCGACUCCCAACUCACAACAACACAGAAAACUCUUAUAUGCACCUCACCAACUAUGCUGUCAACAAGUUUAGCAGAGAUUUUGUCGUUGAUGAGGACACGGGGACAAAAAGAAAAUUAACCAACGUAAUGAAUUGGCUGGCUCAACGUGGCUAUGAUGUGGAAACUCUGGAGAAGGAAAUCAACGACGUUAUAAUAAAAACUAUAUUGUCUGCACAACCCACUCUCAAACAUCACUACCGAACUUGCUUCCCCCAUCAUGACAUUUGCAGUGCUUGUUUUGAAAUCCUCGGCUUUGAUGUUCUGAUUGACCAUAAACUGAAGCCUUUCGUUAUUGAGGUAAACCACUCGCCCAGCUUCCACACGGAUACAGCUCUGGAUAGGGAAAUAAAAGAGUCGUUGCUCAAGGACACAUUCGCUAUGCUCAACUUUAAAGUUCUUGACCGUGGGAUGAUUGAACGGGAAGACAGACGCCGAGUACAACAGAGAAUAACCAACAUGUUAAGCGAAGCAAAUGCCGGUACAAAGAAGGAAGUUGUCAAGAAAGAGGUGACCAAGAAGGGUGGUAACAAUAGCAGCACCACUACCGCGACGCCAACUUCUACCCGAUUUCCUCAUCCAGGACGAGGAGGAAAGAAGGACGAAUCCUCCGAACAAACUGCGAAGGACAAGAAGGAACGGAGAAAGGAGGACUACGAUGAACUUGCAUUUCAAUGGGAAUUGGAUAACUGUGGCCGCUACAGGCUUGUCUAUCCUACGGACGACUCAGCUAAAUAUGAUAAAUUUUUGGCCCAGAAUCAAGUCUCACUGUAUCAAGACACUGCAGCCUCACAAGCCAGAGCUUCUUUAACCAAACAGAAAAUUGAGGAAUAUAACGUGAAAAAACAGAUAGAAGAACAAAAACGAGUCGGAAGUAUUGGAAGCAACGUCACAACAAUAACGUCGUCCUCGGCUGGCAUAAUUGUUAACCAGGUCAAAGAGAGUCAUUCCAAGGAGAAAGUUCGACCAGAGUCGUCAGGGAAAAGUGGUGGAUACGAGCCUAUGAAAAAGUCGAACAGCAACACUAAACCAGUGCACAGCUCAUUUUUGCCUACAAACCCCUCCAACGGGUCGUCCCAUCGUGGGUUUACCCUGUCUCACAUUGUCUCCAAGGAUGAGUGUGACCGUGUGCGGGGACUAAUUCAGCGUGGAUUACUCAUCCGUAGUUUGGGGAUUGAAUUACAAGCAUAUCAAUUACUAUGCAAAGUGGGCGGCCUUAAGAAGAUGGAGCAUGAUGAAUUCCGUAGAAAGCAUGGAUUUGUCCUACCCAACACUGGGGGUCUCGUCACCGGGUUUAAUAACUCAUCCAGUCGACCUCAUUCUAAUUCCACAAUUCCUCCAAAAUUUUACAUGAAACUUAACCAAUUUUCUGUGGAUACCUCAGGAUCUUCAAAUCUGAAUGACAACAGUCAUUCGAAUAACUUUACUGCAAGAACUCAAGGAAAUACUCAAGCCAUGGCUCACAAUUUUGGAAAUUUUAUUAGACGGGAGAGAGCUACGACAAGCCAUUCAUAUAGACUUUGAUAGAUACUCUAGUAUGACGUGACAAUUGACGGAUAACAAAGAUGAAUUUGUCCAAAUUCUAAAUUAUUAUGUUAAAAGUGUAUCUGAGG
Molecule: messenger RNA, 2792 nt
Organism: Folsomia candida
Lineage: Eukaryota; Metazoa; Arthropoda; Collembola; Entomobryomorpha; Isotomidae
Product: tubulin polyglutamylase ttll6
Exons: 14
Coding region: 625-2703 (692 amino acids)
Biological process (GO): protein polyglutamylation; microtubule cytoskeleton organization
Cellular component (GO): cilium
Molecular function (GO): tubulin-glutamic acid ligase activity; tubulin binding
Source: RefSeq, a predicted model, not a curated record